CUCAAGAUCAGCGUUUUGUCCGGCAAUGUUCUGCAAUGCGCCCUCCCGCGGUUUUUAUUGAGCAGCCGGCAAAAGAAAAACAAGGAACGCCUGUCUGGCAAUAAAUUGGGCAAUUCUGUGGGGUAACUAGUAAGUGUGUGGCAGGGGAGCGCUGUAUAUGCACGUCAGUACGUGUUAGUCAUUGUGCUGAGCUGCACAGCAGCGUACAAUAUACCAGUGACUUCUACUUCAACUACACGGCGAAGUACCGAACAACAGACCGCACAGUGAGUGGGUGAAAGGCACUGCAGCUUGCACCACGUAGCGCUCACUUCAUCGCCGCCGCAUGCCACACAAGAUCGUCCUGGCUGAAUUCUUAGACUUAGUAAGUUGGUCGUCUGCCCAACCAAAUCGACUUUCUUUCAGACAAGUGAAUCAUUUUGUUGACUAAAGGCCAUUCUUCGCGUGUGUUUGGCCUUGUGGAGUUUCACGCCAGGAGCGAACAGAGCCACACCAAUUGAGCCACCGUGAGCAAAUAGAUUCUACCCGGGCCUGUUUGUUUUGGGGGGAUAUUUUUGGCAGUGUUGUUGUAAAGAGAGGACCAUUUGGUGCGCAGCUGACUUGAAGGAGACUGCGUACUUCAGUCUGUCACUUUUAUUCGAGAGGGGAGCGGCUGAUAUAUAGUACAAUGCUGGGGUUCGUGACGGUCGUGUUUGCAGCGUGUCUGGCCCGCAUGACGGCCGGCUAUGCCAUGGAUCUCUCGGGUCGGAUCACCAAGCCGACCUGUGUGGACAUACCCUCCGAUCUCACCCUGUGCCAGAACAUCGGCUACAACCGGAUGCGGAUGCCCAACCUCCUGGACCACGACUCCAUCUUCGAAGUGAAGGACCAGUCGCAGGGCUGGAUCCCGCUGCUGAUCGUCAACUGUGACAACGACACCCAGCUCUUCCUUUGCUCCUUGUUCUCGCCCGUCUGCCUGGACCGCCCGAUCUACCCCUGCCGCUCCCUUUGCCAGAAGGUCCGGCAGAACUGCGAGCCCAUCAUGGUCCGGAACUGCUUCCCCUGGCCGGCCAUGCUGGAAUGCGACCUGUUCCCCGAGGACAACGGCCUGUGCAUCCAGUCGGAGAUGCGCCAGAAGAACACCACGGACCAGCCCACUCAGUCCAGCCUGAUACCGUCGGGCAUGUCAGAUGCUAAUUCACUGCCGACCACUGCCCUCCCUAUGGUCUCCAAGCACCGUCCAAUGAAAGGCAUGGUGGCAGCGGUGGGAUCGCUCUUUACACAGUGCCACGAUGACGCCGACGCAGCGUCGAUAGUGGAAUAUUUCUGCAAUGCUGACUUUGUAUUGAAGAUGAGACUAAAAGAGGUCAAAGAAACAUCAGACGGCAAGAAAUAUGUCGGAGACACCAACGAAGGCAAGUAUUUGGUUAUCAAGCAGGGCAGCCUGAAACAGAAAGAUCUGAACAAAAUGCGAUUCCUGACGCGAGAGGGCGCCAACUGCGGUUGCGACAUGCUUCAGCCCGGCCGGGAGAACUUCCUGGUCAUGGGCCACCGGGAUGGCAAGAAGCUGUACAUGACCUACGUGCACAUCUGGACCAAGUCCCGGGAGUUCCGUAACGCCACGCGGCAGUUUGGCCAGCCCUGCCCCGGCGAAGCGGUGGAGUCCUCGGAGCCGCCGGCCACGGUGGCCGGCGGCGGCAAGAAGCCCAAGAAGGAUCGAGGGGGCAAGCGGGGCCGGCCGGGCCGGAGGGAGCGGCCCGACCGGGACGGUGGGCCGGCGGAGACCACCACCAAGGCGGCCACCGAGCGAAAGCUCACGCGGGAGGAGAGGAGGCAGCAAAGGAGAGAGGAGAAACGAGAAGAGAGGCGCAACAACCGAGAGUAAUUCGGACAGAGACGCCGUUGGUUUCUAGAGUAAUUUAUAGCGAGUUUUUGUUUGUGUGAUUGGCUUACUCUUACUGGUACAUGUAUAGACGCAAAAGAUGACUCUUAUUACACGCCCAUGAGGGAAAAGUCAAAUGACCAGAAACUGUAGAUGCGAAGUUGAAAACUUCGAUUUGUUACUUACUGUGCAGAAGUAUUACUGAACAUCGACAAGUUGAUUAAAAUGUUGGCAGUGACAGCUUGGUGUCUCUGCCGUAUUGGAUGAGUAAACUGGUGCCCUUUGAGGCCUUUAAAUAAUUUGGUAAUUCAGUAAAAACAAAUACAUGUAUCGAAGCGCGGACUCGCCACACCUUGACACAGGUUCAGAAAUGAUUGUCUUGGUUCUCAUGUAAACAAAUCUCGCAGAACUAGUCCUCAAAUGAAAACACUCCCACAGAAAAAUAAUAGAAUGCUUUUGAAAUCUUUUUAGACCUGUGGAGACAAAAGGUUUUUUCUUUCUCUGAAUAGAGCCCUUUUGUUCUCCCCCAGUGUUCCCAGGAUUUAAAGAAAUUUUCAUGAACAUCACUGAUCUCUAUAUUACUCACCGGAUUGCGUGUCGAGACCGAGGGCUGGAAGUUAGGAGGCGCCAUCUUUGGAGGCCCAGGUUAGACUCACCAGUUAUGGAUGUUUCACCGGGAAACUCAAAUUGUAGCCCCAGUGGGCUGUUUAUGUCACCACUGUUUCGGGCUGUUUCGUGUGGACACAGUUAUGAUAUUUACACCAGGGGUAUUUAUGAAAUUAAACUUCCCUCAUAACGUCCCUAUUAUUUCUGUCGGUACCCAGCAAUACUCCUCCAAAACUUGGGAAACAUGCUGCGAAAGUGCGCGAAAUCUGUCGAGCUACUGCGCGUUUGAAAAGGGUUGACAGAUUUCGUGCGUUGUGAUUGGCCAACGCCUCGCAAACUCUCGGAGGCGCACUACUGAGAAUCGCCCGUAUUGAUCCUCGGGCGGCCUCACUUGUUCACAGGGACAUGGGAAUGCUCCGACCAUUCAAUUGUAGUGAUCAGUGUUGAAUUUCCGGGGAUUGGUUGUGCAACAAAUCGAAAAACACAGGGAUAGAUGUGUGGCCAACAACAGUGUAUAUUCUACUGAACGUCCGCAUAGAUAAUUUGACUGAUGGUGAAUUUUGUGACGUUAAGAUGGCUUGAUGUAAUUAUUGUAAAUAAUCAAUGCUGUGACUCGAAAGAGGGCGCUUUUCUUCAGUAUAGUCUGAGGUGGGGCAGUGCGCUGCCAGUGCAGAGCAGGAAGAUUUCUUUCAUGUACAUGUAUGUGAGUGAUGUUUGAGGGACAUCAAUACUAUCAAUCGCCUUAAUACGAGCUUUUCCCAAUAGUGCGCCGCCAAGAGUUCGCAAUGCGGUGGCCACGGUACGCGAUGCGCAUUUGAAUGGGUUUGACACCAUUGAUCUCCGUUAUAAAAAGAGAUCAAUGGUUGACACGUCCGGACGUGUCGACCACCAAUGUUGGUUUGGAAUGAGAAGACACAUUUCACGCAUGGUGAUUGGCCAGCGCGUUAGAGACUCUUGGUGGCGCACUCGGGUGAAAUGCCCGUAUUAGGAUUUGUUGCAUUCAUUUAGAUAUAUCUGUUUCAAACGGUUAGACGUUAGAACGUCUGUCGACUAAAGUCAGCCUUUAUGGUGUCAGCCUUCAUGUUAUGUCGAAACAGCCCACCGUUUAUUUCUUACUGCUUGAGUAAUUGAGUUAGGCGUAAUUAACGAAUUCUGCACGCUGAAGGCCUUCUACCAAAAUAUCUAUCCAAUUAUUGUUUUUCUGUAGUCAUUUGGACAACAGUACGUUUAACUUCAUUAUGAUUAAACCGAGAGUUACUUAAUGUUGCACAUACACGUUUUACUUAUUCACUGCAUUUUAAUUUCGCUGUUUUUUUAUCUUUGUACAGUUUAUUCACGUUAAGACAUUUACAGCCAUUGCUUGUAUUUUAGUAUGAGAGCACACGUAUGAGAGGAAUUUCCUUGUUGAAUAAAUCGAAUCGUUGAGCACCGCUGUGGUAUGGUAUUACACUUGAAGGGAAGAAGGUGCGGACAUGUAAAAAGGGUUACUUUCUAACGGCGGUUUCCCUGUAUGCCUUGAGAGGAAGUUGCAAGCUACUUCUGCUCGGAUAGAGCAAGAUUCAUUGCGCCGUUUCAUCGCACGUAACUUUUUUUUUGGAAAGCCUUAUGUUUCAGUCUUGUAGCCCGUCUGUGUAUUCAUUAUUGAAGAGACAGCAGUGUACUCGAGAGUGUUGUUUUAAAAUCGCUUUGGGAUGUGGUCACUGGUAGUGACCCAAACCGAAGUCAAGGUGAUUAUCAGCGACCACGCCCCUAGCCAGUUUUAAACAUAAUACGUAACGCUUUCCUGUCUGUUAUCUUUUUGGGUCAAAAUGUCAAAGCAGGUCCAAAAAGAUGACUUCCAACAGUAAUUGUAAUAUGCAGUAUUACUUAAUGUUUUGUGAAGCACUCUUCAUGGCGGUGAUCACAGUAAAUAUGUGCCUGGCGCGCUAAGUUCAAAGCGUUGUUUUUCAAGUGCAUUCGAUGUAGCGCAUUAUCAAGAUGAUUGAACUCCAAGUGAUGUAGGCUUUUGGCAACUUGGAAUUGUCAAACUGUCCUAGACAUUAAUCUUAUGAAUGCUGAAUCAAAGGGAAUUUGCCUGUAAGAUGCGUGUUCUUCAAACUCAUGGUCUACCACCAAUGCCUGGUCUUCCUGUAGAUCAACGUACAACAGUCACGUGAGCAGUAACCUGGUUCAUGAGUCAUCUUACGUUCCCGUCAUUUGAUAAGAUGGUGAAAGACCAUUUUAAGGUAGAAUGGGUCAUUUGUCGUUUGUGCAUGUUUUGUAUUUGAAGCGACAAAAUUGCUGAUAAUCUUAAGACCGGUGCCUGUGAAAGUUAUCUGGAAUACAUGUACUUACGUCGUGACAACUAGCACAAUAGUUCCGGUUCUCUUGUAACUCGAUUCGGAAGUUGCCAGGUCAUGAUUUGAAUUGCUCACAGCAUGCCAACUUCAAAUCAGAAAUGCAGGUAAUGCACUCGUCUGCUGAAGCCUUUUUGAUGAACACGGUGUCCAUGACUAGCCAAAAUAGCCGCGCGCCUUAUGCAACACGAGUCUCGUUGUAUUUCAAAAAGUCGAGGAGUCGAGAAGUCUUUGGAGUGGACCUUUUGUUUUCCUCAAAUGUCGGCUUUCUAGACUAAAUAACUAAACUAAAUAACACAAGAAGUUAAGUUCCAUUGCCACCAUUUAAUCAGGUACGAUUUUAACAAAUUACUUAGUCUACUAUAUUUUCGAUGGCUGCAAAUGGUAACUUUCACCUUAUUUUUCUGUUAGUGCCAGAAGACGACAGGGUUUCGCCUGCUAGGGUUUUCAAGCUGAUACGCCUGGGGGGAUUUUUCAAAAGGUAUUUAAAAACUCACCAUGAUAACAUGGCUAAAAAUAUAUGAGUGACAUGAGUUAUAACAUACCUCUUAACACUGCAUGUACCUUGUUUUAAAUAUCCACAUUAUAUACACCACCAAUCGCGUUAUGUGCUCUUGUAUAGUGCUAACUUAGUCUAGACAGAAUCUAAUAAUACUUCCUGUAAUGAACAAC
Acanthaster planci (crown-of-thorns starfish) is the source of this 5475-nucleotide messenger RNA. Its product is annotated as secreted frizzled-related protein 5-like. Gene Ontology annotation, molecular function: Wnt-protein binding. Gene Ontology annotation, biological process: non-canonical Wnt signaling pathway; canonical Wnt signaling pathway. Lineage: Eukaryota; Metazoa; Echinodermata; Asteroidea; Valvatida; Acanthasteridae. The record is from RefSeq and is a predicted model, not a curated record.